GUUACUUGUCUUGUGUGAGCUGCUCUAAUUAAUCCCAGUACCGGCCAGUUUUAUUGCAUUGCAUUUAUCUACCCUUUAACUGCAGUAACUAUUUUUAGUAACUUUUUUUUGCUCUCUCACAUUUCUAAGUCUUUUUUUUACAAGAAUGAUCCUGUUUCGUGUAUGGAUAACACUUAUCUGAAUGCAACAUAUUACUACAGCUACUUUCCAGAAUAUACUGUUUUCUGUUACAAGUUCUUGCCAUUUUCAUAGGUUUAGUUGCAUUCUUAGGGGAGAAGAUAUGAAAUUUCUGCAUAUAUAUACAGUUGCAGUAAUUGGAGAAAUAAGCAUGCAUUUAUUAUUAUUAUUAUUAUACAAACACGCGCGAUAAAAGACUCCAACUUGUUAGUAAGAUCAGCGUACAUCUCACCCUCUUAUAACUUACGAGUGAAAUACAUUAAACACGCAUUUCUUCUUAUUUUUUAUAGCGCAGAUUUUGUUUCACUUCUUGCAAGUUGAGAGAGAUGAGGAACUGGUGUCUGCUUUGGUUGGUUUUUCUCUUGUUGAAUCAACAUGGAAAAAUUGUUCAGGUUUCAGCAGGAAUUGAGUUCAUUGAAAGCAUGGGAGUGCACUUUAUGUUAAAUGGUAGCUUUUAUUAUGCAAAUGGUUUUAAUGCUUAUUGGCUAAUGGUUGUGGCUUCUGAUCCAUCUCAAAGAUGUAAAAUAUCCUCUGUAUUUCAAGAAGCAGUCUCAAAUGACCUUACACUUUCAAGAACUUGGGCAUUCAGUGAUGGUGGACCUCAAGCUUUGCAAUUCUCUCCAGGCGUUUAUAACGAACAAAUGUUUCAGGGGUUAGAUUUUGUGAUAUAUGAAGCAGGAAGAUAUGGGAUCAGGCUAAUACUGAGCCUUGUGAACAACUACAAAGACUUUGGAGGGAAGAAUCAGUACGUAAACUGGGCAAGAGAUCAGGGACAGAACAUAUCAUCUGAAGAUGAUUUCUUUACAAAUUCUCUAGUGAAAGGAUUCUAUAAAAACCACAUUAACACUGUUCUCAACAGGCGCAACAGCAUUACAGGAGUUUGCUAUAAAGAUGACAAGACAAUAAUGGCUUGGGAGCUUAUGAAUGAGCCUAGAUGCCCUUCAGACCCAUCUCGAAACAGUAUACAGGCUUGGAUUACAGAGAUGGCAUCUUACGUGAAAUCAGUGGACACGAAGCAUCUACUGGAAGUUGGCUUGGAAGGAUUUUAUGGAGAGUCUGCACCCGCAGACAGGCAAUUCAAUCUAACGGCCAAGCUGGGAACGGAUUUUAUAGCAAAUAAUCAAAUCCCUGGCAUUGAUUUUGCUACAAUUCACUUGUAUCCUGAUCAAUGGAUACCAGAUGCUGAUGAAGAAACCCAACAGACAUUUUCAAACAACUGGAUUAACAAACACAUCCAAGACGCGGAGACAAUUCUCCAGAAGCCACUUCUAGUUACCGAGUUUGGAUGGAAAAAAUCAGGUUUUGAUAUAGAAACGAGGGAUAAGCUGCUUGGUACAGUUUAUUCAGACGUUUACUCGUCUGCUAGCUGUGGAGGUGUAGCUGCCGGCUGCAUGUUUUGGCAACUACUGACAGAAGGAAUGGAUUCGUACAGAGAUGGUUACGAACUUGUGUUUAAUGAAAGCCGUUCUACUGCUUUUCUGAUUCAUGAACAGUCACAAAAACUCGCUGGGAUCCGCAAAAUGCAUGCCUGGCCGAGGCAUAGGGAGGAUAACGAAACUGUGAACAAUGAAGUUGGAUACUGAUGUGAAAACGGACAGACUGUUAAUUUGAGGUCAAAAGAAGUAAAAACCCAAUUCUUAAUUAUUUAAAAUUAAAUUUAAAAAGAACUUGUACAUUUCAUAUGUAAACUGAAAGAAAUAUGAAUCCCAUGAUAUGUUGAAGGAAUAUACAUACAAUUAUCUAAAUCAGUACUGUAAUACACAGCAAGAUGCUUACUAAGCCCAUUCAUAA
Messenger RNA from Daucus carota subsp. sativus, 1968 nucleotides. Its product is annotated as mannan endo-1,4-beta-mannosidase 7. Lineage: Eukaryota; Viridiplantae; Streptophyta; Magnoliopsida; Apiales; Apiaceae. The coding region runs from base 504 to 1760 and encodes 418 amino acids. The record is from RefSeq and is a predicted model, not a curated record. The transcript has 5 exons. Gene Ontology annotation, molecular function: mannan endo-1,4-beta-mannosidase activity.